Mus caroli (Ryukyu mouse) is the source of this 1061-nucleotide messenger RNA. The record is from RefSeq and is a predicted model, not a curated record. Lineage: Eukaryota; Metazoa; Chordata; Mammalia; Rodentia; Muridae.
AUGUUCAUCCAGGUCUCAGCCAUGUUCAUCCAGGUCUCAGCCAUGUUCAUCCAGGUCUCAGCCAUGUUCAUCCAGGUCUCAGCCACGUUGGAGGGCUUUGCCAGGAGGAAGAAGAUCUCUCUGUGGUUUGUGGGCUCUCUCCUGCUGGUGUCUACUCUCAUCCUGACCAUUGGCCUUGCUGCAACCACCAGGACAGAGAAUGUGACUGUGGGCGGCUACUACCCAGGGAUUAUUUUGGUGGCGGCCAUCGUGUUCCUCAGCUUUGGGGUGGUGGCGGCGUUCUGCUGUGCCAUAGUCGACAGCGUGUUCGCAGCGCNGCACAUUGAGCCAAGGCCUCUCAGUGCUGGAAGAUGCCAGUUUUACUCCAGUGGGGCUGGGUACUUGUAUGACGUCUAUCAGACAGAGGUCACCUGCUACUCUUUGAAUGGACGAUGCCAGUUGAAGGUGAGGAGCAACACGUGCUACUGCUGUGACCUCUACGCCUGUGGGAGCACUGAGCCCUCGCCUGCCUACUAUGAGUUUGUGGGCGUGCGUAGCUGCCAGGACGUGGUCCACCUGUACCGGCUGCUCUGGGUAUCCACAGUGCUGAANGUAUUGGGCCUGUGCCUGGGCAUUGUUACAGCUGCAGUCCUAGGGGCCUUCAAGGACAUGGUCCCUCUGUCUCAGCUGGCCUAUGGCCCGUCACCGCCACCUCAGAUUCUCUAUAACCCUGCACAGCAGAUCCUCGCCUACACUGGCCUGUGUCCUCCGUCUAUGGGUGUGCCAACCUGUUCCUCCUACCCUCUGCCACUACAGCCCUCCAGUGCCCCGCCGGCCUCGGCCUCUGCUGACCUCUCUCUGCCUGAGGACACAGAGUCUCCCUCCCAGUGCCAGCCCAGCCGUGGGUGUUCCCAUGCUCCUUCACCCUGCACACCAGCCUACUUCCUCCCAGGGGAGAAGCCUCCCCCCUACGCACCCUGACACGGAGGAGGUCGUAGACUAAAAAGUAAUGUGGUUUGGGUUUUCCCAAAAUAUAACAACAACAACAACAACAACAACAAAAUAAAGCCGCAUAUAGAAAG